GUGGAGAAAAGGCCCUAUCACAACACCCACCACGGGGGCAGCACCAGCCAUGUGGGUGCCGUUUCGACGAAAAGAUCUUCAGUGAUCUCAUUUCAUUUCUGCCGGACAUCUGUGUGAGGCGCACCAAUCUCUCCAUGACCACCACGGCAGCGCCGAGGUAGAGGACGAGGCAGACGAGGGAGAAGGGGAGGGAGGGAGGCACAGGGCGGGCUGAAGGACGAGCGAGCCGAGAUCUGUGCUGUGUGCAUGUGUGUCGGUCGGUGCCUCCUUGUCUGCAGGAACGUCAAGGCCAAGAAGCGGAGGAAGGAGAGGGAAACGCCAUGGUACAAGGUGGGUACGUCUGUGAGCCUCAUGCAUCAGCGACACACCCGAGACACACACUGGCGGGACACAUGCGCAUGCAUUGCAUGCAGGUGUUGGCGGGUGCGGUCAUCUUGGUGGCUCUCGCUGUCGGCGUCUACUUCAUGCCCAGCGACAAGGUCAGGGAGGGAGGGAGGGAGAAGGAGAGAGGGAGGGAGAGAGAGAGAGGGAGGCGGACACACCGGCGCCAGGACCGAGACAGCAUUCUCUUCCAUGUGUGUGUGGUGUGGUGUGGUGUGGGCAUGCAGCACUUGGCUGUGCGUGAGCUGAUCCGGACGUAUGGGGGCUACAUGUACACCACAGACACAACGCUCGACGGCAAACCGGUCAGUCAGUCACCCCACCCCACCCCACACAUUCCGCCCGCUGACUCACUGUGUUGUGUGUGUGCGUUCAUCAGAGUGUGGCGGCGUCGCGGUUCGUGCCGGCCAACACUGCGAUAGCGUUUGUGCCGGUGGAGCUGGCGCUCAACUACAACCACACCGACGCCGCCGCACUGAGGCUGGAGCUGCACCAGGCUGUGCAGUUCAAACAAAUCGGUGAGGCAGUGGGGGACAGUGGAUGUCCUGGCGUGUGCUGUGUUGACGGGAUGGGGGUCGUGUUGUGUUGUGUGUGUGUCCGUUCAGAUCUGUGGAAUGCAGCUGUGCUGUCGCUCAUUGCUGAGAGGCGCAACACAUCAUCCUUCUGUAAGCGGCCGCAAGCGAUGCCCAACAGUCUCCUCUCCUCUGUGUGUGUGUGGAGGAGAUACGGACACCAACCGCACGAAUGGCGCUGUGCCUGUGUCUGCGGUGGGCUGGUGGUUGGUCAGACAAGGCGUGGCUGAACUCGCUGCCGAAGGAGUUCCCCUUCUCCUACUUGUUCACGAAGGAACAGAAGAAGGUGCUCAAAGGUACGUAACGUUUGCAAGACAGCCUAGCCUGCAGGUGACAGACAGCACACUCCUCGCGCCUGCGUCACGUCACCCCCACAAUGCAGUGCGUUGAUUGCAAUCACUGCAGGCACCCCUGCAGAGCCCUUCUUCAGCAUGCAUGACCGAUACAUUGACCAAAUCACCACGGUACGGUAGGCAGGCAGGCAGGCACCAACACCGGCAGACGCGACACGCCACGCCGCCCUGGUCGUGACACGCCACGCCUGUCUCUGUCUCGAUAUUAUUUAUGGUUGCAGGCGGGUCGCACGCUGGACUUCUUCGUCAAUUACCCCGACCCAGAAUACGACUCAGGUCCCCCCCCCCCGUUCACUCAGACAGACAGGGCGGAUGAGACCAGAGAGGCGGCCAGGCAGGUGGACAUUCUUGCUUGAUGUGUGCAGGGAUAUCGCUGGACGAGGCGGCGUGGGCCGUCGGUGCGGGCAUACACAUGAUGUGGGGUACGUGACGUGUCUGCAGAGAGAGACACACUAGACCGCCAGCCAUAUGGAAUGCAAUGCAAUGCUCGGUUGAUUGGUUGGUAUGUGUGUGGCGUGUCUGUGUCUGUGCAGGUGACUCGUUUGUGCCUGGUCCGCUGGAUCAGAUGCGCUUCCACUGGGACCCCGACAAGUGCGUCGAGCCCAUGAUGAAACCACAGGCCUUCGGGGGCACACUCGGUAGGUAGACACACACACACACACAACCAACGUGGCCUGGCCACACACAUGUGGUUGCCUUGUCCAUCCGUCCAUCCAUCCAUCCAUAUGUGCAGGCUACGUGCUGGUCUCCCCGCGUGACAUCAACAAGGGCGAGCACGUAAGUGAGCAGCACGGCAACCAUUUCAUUUGUGUGUGCCUUCCUUGCCACACACACCUCUCUGUGUGUGGGUGCGGUGCAGUUGUUUCAGUUCAAGGGUCGUCUGUCGAGCGGCGAGUCUCUGGCGCUGCUGGGGUAUGUCCUGCGGGACAACCCCCUCGUCAUGACGAGCAGACUGGACCUGCCGCAGGACACCGUCACUGACAAGAAGACAUGGGCCCAGAUACUCACACAGGUAACAAGUCAGACAACCGAUGAAUGGCAUGGAAGCGAUGGAUGUGUGGGUGGGUUGUGGGUGGUGUGUGUGGUGGUUUGCAGGUGUCCGAGUGCAAGCCCGAUGACCUUCUGAAGAUCCCCUUCCACGACGCCGAGCAGCUGGUGCCCGAGAAGAACCUCAAGUGCAUCACACUGCUCAUGCUCAACCACACACAACUCAGCGUAAGGUCACCCCAACCAGCCCCCAACCGACCCCCUCAUCCAUCCAUCCAUCCACAUGUAUGUGUACAGGCGGAUCACCAGGCGCGCGACGCCAUCACGUUCUUCGACGUGUGGCCACGUGUGGCCGACCUGGCGCAUCCCGACUGGCUGACCACUGAGCGCGAGCUGUACGAGAGCAUGCAGGAGAAGUGCAGGUACGGCCUCGCGGCCGUCCUGGACGUCAACCCAGGUGGGCUCAUGGAGGGGAGGGGGAGGGAGAGCGAGGGAGGGAGGUCAUGGUGUGGUGUGGUGUGUCUGUCGGUGUGUGGUGUGUGUGCAGAUGUGGUGCAGACGCUUGAGAAGCAGACCGACUCGAUAUCGCAAGACGCCGUGUUUGUCAGGUGGGUGAGAGGGUGGGUGGACUGACGUGACAGACGUGGGUACGUCUUCCUUCUGGUGCUCGUUGUGUUGUGCAUUGCGUGCAGGCGCCAGCUGCUGUCAGUAUUGGAGAGGUGUCAGGGCUUCUUCCAGACACGCAUCGACAUGCUGCCCAAGUGAGUGGAGGGAGGGACCCCACAACACAGCCACACUUACCCACACACACCGCCACACACACCGCCCCGCUCUCUCUGAUGCAGGCCCCGUGCAGUCCCUCCCAGCCCCUCUCCCGUUGCCGAGGCGCCUUCUGUUGUGGAGGAGUCUCGUGAGGGCCCCGCUGCUGUCUCAUGACCAUGGCUGGCUGUCUGUGCGGGCUGUGCGUGUGGGUUGCUGUGGCGUCUGUCUGUCUUGCUUUCGUGGCCUUUUUUCGUCUUUUUGGAGGGAGGGAGGGAGGGAGGGCUUUCCAAGGGUGGGAGGGGAGGGGCAGGGGGGGAGGGGAGGGAGGGGACUGUAUAGCGUUUUCUGUGCGUGUCAUGUGUUGUAUUGUGUUGUUCACUGGUCGCUAUGAUUCCGAUUGGAAGCGAAGGCAGCGACGUUUAGUCUGGCUUUCUUACUCAUUCGCUCACUGUCUACUGCAUGCUGUACGUGCGCAUGGAUGGAUGGAUGGAUGGCGAUUUUUCUUUCCUUGUCGUGUGGUGUGGGGUAAGCAUCUCUCUCUCUCUCUCUCUCUUGUGUUGUCAUGAGGUCUGUACGGUCGAGGUCGAUGGUUUGUCAGUCAGUCAGUCAGUCAGUCGUGUGGUGAGGCGUUCAAAUCUCACCCUGUGGCAGCCCCAUAAGAGUCCACCCGCAGCCCGAAGCAAGCACUGGACUGCUUCUACACACACACACACACACACUCACACACCCACCUGGAUGCUCACACAUGCACACGUCCCCCCCUCUCUAUGUGCCACCAGCACCGCACACAAGACGCCUUUCUGUCUCUUUUUCCACAAUGAAACGUGCGCUGUUUUCUCAGUCGCUGCCCCGUAUACGUCACACACACACAUCGUGCGCUGACCGGCUGAAGAGGUCGGUCAGCCAUGUGUCGGGAUCUGACACACACACGCAGCAUGUGUGCGCUUGAUGCACACAUGGCUUUUUCCAGACACCCCGCGCGCAUCGGUGCGUGCGGACACACACAUGGCGGCUCUCCGCUCAGCGGAGAGGGCAGCCAGUGCAAAGGACGGCGUGGCGCGGCGCGGCGCGGCAGCCGCUGCCGCUGCCUGUCGUUGGGAGGUGGCUCUCUUUCUGGCGCGAUUGUUGUGUGCGCGGUAUCUUGUCGUGUCGAGUGUCGCGUGGCGCCCUCUGGAUGGCAGGCAGGCUCACAGACAGGCAGGCACAGAGGCUGCACAGAGAGACCUGGGCGAGGGGUACUCUGCUGGUGCGAGCGAGGAGGUGCCGUGUCGUGUCGGGUGCGUCGGGCUUGACGUGCAGUGCAGUUCGUGCAUGCCUGCAUCGGAGAGAGAGGCGGCCAGAGGACGACGGACAGACGGACAGACCAGCAGCACAGGACAGCCAGAGGAAUGGGAGGGCCAUCUCGGCGGAGCCAGCCCCUGUGGAGAAAGGGAGCUGUGCCCACAGACCCACAGACCGGCCGACUGACUGACACGGGGCACGUGCUGAGUCAGGCCGGGUGGUGUCACUGAAUGGCGCGGCGGGAGUCGGGGGUGGCUCCCGUCGCAGGCCAGGAAAGGUGUCUGGGUCAGACAGACAGACAGACAACAGACAGACAGACAGACGGGCAAGUCCCCCUCAGACACGUCGCCCCCAGUGGAUGGGGGGGAGCCCGUCGUAUCCCGCGCCGAGGAAUCUGUCCUCGGCGCGCCGCGGUCGUGGCUGUGUCGGCUGUCGACAUGUGCCACGCCAGCAGUCCGCGCCAGCGUGUGCUGGUGCGGAUCGGACACCGUCUCUCCCGAGGGUGGAGGGGCGGUGCUGGCCGUGGGGAGUCUUGUCCGGCUCCCCACGUGAGCAUGGGGGCGCUGCUGAGCUGCGGGCGAUAUGUACCACUGUGGGACGGGACUCAGAGAGUGACGGGCGAGCGAGGUGGGCCUUUUGAUGCAGCAGAGGCGUCAUGGGAUGGGGAGGGAGGGAGAAAAGACAUGGCAGAGCCUCUGAGACAGUGCGCGGGUGGAUCGGUGGAUCGGUGGUCGCUCUGAGACACACCUGCGAUUGCCGCACGGACGACACACAGGGAGGGUGCGUGAGGAGUGCCGGUCGGCUGCUUGUGGAGGGAGCCUUGCCUUGCUGUGGGGUCGCCGGCCGACCGACACGCACAAGUGAGGUCUCCGUCUCUCUCCGUCUUGUGGCUGGAUGGCUGCACUGACUGACUGCACCGCUCCAAGUGUCUACCUGCACCUCUGUGGGUGAGAGAUAGAGCGAGCCAGACCCCGCCGAGCUCAGCUCAGCUGCACAUGUGUCUUCGUUGCCAUGUCCUGCCUACCCUCCCCCAUUGUGGCGGCUGUAUGGGGUCCCCACUGUGACGUGUCACUCGUGUUGGGUCGUUUCCUGUGGUGAUUCGGAUCGGCAGAUAAGCAGCGUCCCCAUGCGGGCUUUGAGAGAGCGCCUGCACGCGGAGUGCAGCCGCUCGCUCGGCCCGGAACACACUCGCGUGGGCCGUAGGAACGCCUGCGCGACUCGUCAGGGCAGACCGACUGAACGACUACUAAACUAAACAUACCUCUCUCGUGAGUGGAACUGACUGACUGGUCCGAAUGGAAUGACAGACAGAGAGAGGCGCAGCUCAGCCCACCCUUUUUGCCGGUGUGGUGGCGUCUCGCGUGUGCGGUGGCUUCGUAGUGGUUCAGGGGCAUGGUACUCCUCUGCUUUGCGCAUGUGUUUCUUCCACCGUGCUUGCCUCCUGGGUUACGUUUCAGAUGAGGCGCCGCUGCAUGUGACGCGCACACCCACUUGGUGGCACUUAUUCUUUCUCGUGCUGAGUUGCGACGGAAGAGAGACAGACAGGCAGGCGUACCACAGACAGGUGGCUGGAGGCGGGUGGCAUGUGUGUGUGUGUGCAUCUGAGUGUGUGUUGUGUUGUGUGAGAGAGAGGUGGGGUGUUUAAACGUGUCACGGCUAUGCACACUACGCUAUGCUGUGUCGCGAGGUGAAGCGGCAGCCUCAUAAUGGUCCAUUCCGCCCGCUUUGGAGCACUGGACCGCCCCGACUGACUGACUGACUGACCAACUGACCGACCGAUCCAUCGACCGACCGAUUGUAUGACUGACAGACCGGAGAGAGAGAGAGAGAGAGAGAGACCCGCUUGUGUGCAUGGACGGUAUUUGUUAGCCCGAGGAUCCAUGCGCUGUGCCUGUGUGUUGACUCGAUGCGAUGCCUGUAUAGCCUUUGUGAGUGAAUUGUACACCUUACUUACACGAACAUGCCCCUCGCUCUCGCCAAGCCCAUUCACCUGUUAACAAAU
This is a messenger RNA of Vitrella brassicaformis, 6338 nucleotides long. The record is from the annotation of a GenBank genome assembly. Lineage: Eukaryota; Vitrellaceae.